Messenger RNA from Episyrphus balteatus (marmalade hoverfly), 843 nucleotides. RefSeq lists its product as uncharacterized. Gene Ontology annotation, biological process: DNA integration. Lineage: Eukaryota; Metazoa; Arthropoda; Insecta; Diptera; Syrphidae. The transcript has a single exon. Gene Ontology annotation, molecular function: nucleic acid binding. Bases 1 to 843 code for a protein of 280 amino acids. The record is from RefSeq and is a predicted model, not a curated record.
AUGUCCAAAGGCUAUGCUUGUGUCUUCGUUUGUUUUUCGACUAAGGCCAUUCACCUUGAGGCCGUCAGUGAUUUAUCGUCUGAAGCAUUCUUGGCUGCAUUUGCACGAUUUGUAGCAAGACGCGGUUUACCUAAAGGAAUGUUUUCGGACAACGGUACCAAUUUUGAUGGGUCUGAUGUGAUUUUAAGCAAAGAGUUCAAAAAAUUUAUUAGUUCAAUUCCACAAGAAACUCAAUCCUCUCAUGGUGUGCAAGGCCUUAAAUGGAAUUUUAUUCCUCCAGGUGCUCCACAUAUGGGGGGUCUCUGGGAGGCUGGUGUAAAAAAUUGCAAAAGUCACCUUCGGAAACUGGGGACCAGUUCAAAACUUACAUUUGAAGAAUUCUCAACAGUAUUGGCUCGCAUUGAAGCAUGUUUAAACUCACGUCCAAUUUCGUCAAUGUCCAAUGAUUCCUCGGAUCUAUUGGCUUUAACUCCGGGUCACUUUUUACGCGGUAGUCCACUUUUAGCAUUCCCUGAGCAUAAUCUGGCUGAUGCCAAUUUGUCCCUCAUCAAUCGAUGGGAAAAAGUUAAAUGCCUCCAACAACAAUUCUGUCGUCGAUGGAAAGACGAUUAUCUUAAAGAACUUCAUCAGAGACAUAAGUGGCAAUCGCCUCAAGAAGAUAUCAAGUUAAAUGACCUAGUAGUUGUGAAAAACGAAAAUCUUUCUUCCACUGAAUGGCGCCUUGGGCGUGUUGUAAAUGUACACCCCGGCCCUGACGGAAGAGUGAGAGUGGCGACGCUUCGCACGCAACUCGGCGAAAUUAGCCGGCCAGUUGUAAAACUUUGUCUUUUGCCCAUGAAAUAA